AUAAUGUAGGAGUCGAUGAAAUUAAUGAGAUAGAGUUGAGCUUGCACUUUAGGCAUGAUCAUUUGGUAAAGUUGCAUAUAGGCUUCUUGGUCAUAGGAUGUGCAGUCAUUGGUAAAAUUACAGUACAUAUGGGCUUCUUAGCUUAA
This is a messenger RNA of Funneliformis caledonium, 146 nucleotides long. NCBI's taxonomy places the organism in Eukaryota, Fungi, Glomeromycota, Glomeromycetes, Glomerales, Glomeraceae. The record is from the annotation of a GenBank genome assembly.